AUGUCACAACCAACUGAAAACAGAUUAUGGGGAGGUAGAUUUACCGGAGCCUCCGAUCCUUUAAUGGACUUAUACAAUGCCUCCUUGCCAUACGACAAGAGAAUGUACGAGGCAGACUUGACUGGUACCAAGGUGUACACUCAGGGUUUGCAGAAGAUUGGCUUGUUAACUACUGAAGAAUUGUCUGCUAUCCACACUGGAUUGGAACAGAUCAAGAAGGAGUGGGAGUCUGAUACCUUUGUUGAAAAGCCAGGGGAUGAAGACAUCCACACUGCUAACGAGAGAAGAUUGGGAGAAAUAAUCGGUAAGCACAUUGCUGGUAAAGUCCAUACUGGUAGAUCCAGAAAUGACCAAGUUGCUACUGAUAUGAGAAUCUAUGUUCGUGAAAACUUGACCAAAGUUCUCGAGAUUUUGAGCCAAUUUAUCAACACCAUUCUCAAGAGAGCCACUCAAGAAAUCGAUGUGUUGAUGCCAGGUUACACCCAUUUGCAAAGAGCCCAGCCUAUCAGAUGGUCCCACUGGUUAUCUUCCUAUGCUACUUAUUUCACUGAGGACUACAAGCGUUUGAAGCAAAUCUUGGAAAGAGUCAACCAAAGUCCUUUGGGGGCUGGUGCUUUGGCUGGCCACCCUUACGGCAUAGAUAGAGAUUUCUUGGCCAGCGGAUUGGGAUUCGACUCUGUUAUCGGUAAUUCUUUAACUGCUGUCAGUGACAGAGACUUCGUUGUCGAAACCUUGUUCUGGUCCACCCUCUUCAUGAACCACAUCUCCAGAUUUUCUGAAGAUUUGAUCAUAUAUUCUACUGCCGAAUUUGGAUUUGUCAAGUUGGCCGAUGCUUACUCUACCGGUUCUUCUUUAAUGCCUCAAAAAAAAAACCCUGAUUCUUUGGAAUUAUUGAGAGGAAAAUCAGGUAGAGUUUUCGGUGCAUUGUCCGGAUUUUUGAUGUCGUUGAAGUCCAUCCCAUCCACUUACAACAAGGACAUGCAGGAAGACAAAGAACCAUUAUUUGAUGCUUUAACCACUAUUGAGCACUCCAUUUUAAUUGCUACAGGUGUGAUCUCUACCUUGUCUAUCAACAAGGAAAAGAUGGAAGGUGCUUUAACCAUGGAUAUGUUGGCUACCGAUUUGGCCGACUACUUAGUCAGAAAGGGUGUUCCAUUCAGAGAAACUCACCACAUCUCCGGCGAAUGUGUCAGAGUUGCCGAAGACUUGAAGUUGGAAGGUAUUGAUAAGUUGAGUUACGAGCAACUCAAAAAGAUCGACGAAAGAUUCAACGAAGAUGUCAAGGAUGUGUUCAACUUCGAGGUCAGUGUAGAAAGAAGAACUGCUCUUGGGGGUACUGCUAAGAGUGCUGUCUUAAAACAGUUGAGUGAACUCGAAAAGACCGUCAGUCAAUAG
Suhomyces tanzawaensis NRRL Y-17324 is the source of this 1395-nucleotide messenger RNA. It is a transcript of the gene ARG4, whose product is annotated as argininosuccinate lyase. The record is from RefSeq and is a predicted model, not a curated record. Gene Ontology annotation, molecular function: argininosuccinate lyase activity. The transcript has a single exon. NCBI's taxonomy places the organism in Eukaryota, Fungi, Ascomycota, Pichiomycetes, Serinales, Debaryomycetaceae. Gene Ontology annotation, cellular component: cytosol. Bases 1 to 1395 code for a protein of 464 amino acids.